UCCUAUGACGUAAGGCAUAGACCAGCGGCAGACAUGCUGAAACGCCAUUACAACCGAGCAAAUAGCGUCGAAAUUUGUUUGCUACUGGAUGAGGUGGUUCGCUGAAGGGAAAAAAGAAGUUAAUCAGCAAUAUAUUUCCGGAUUUUAAUAUUUAUUAGCACGGAAAACGACAUUUGAAUUUUCAAAAUGUCAUACAUGCUCCCACAUCUCCACAAUGGAUGGCAAGUGGAUCAAGCCAUCCUCUCUGAGGAAGAUCGUGUUCUAGUCAUUCGUUUCGGCCAUGACUGGGACCCGACUUGCAUGAAAAUGGAUGAAGUGUUGUACAGCAUCGCUGAGAAGGUGAAAAACUUUGCUGUCAUUUAUCUGGUGGACAUCACAGAGGUGCCAGAUUUCAACAAGAUGUAUGAGCUGUACGACCCUUGCACAGUCAUGUUCUUUUUCAGGAACAAACACAUCAUGAUUGACUUGGGCACGGGUAAUAACAACAAGAUAAACUGGACAAUGGAGGAUAAGCAGGAGAUGAUUGAUAUUGUGGAGACGGUAUACAGGGGUGCACGAAAAGGAAGAGGUCUGGUUGUCUCUCCAAAAGACUACUCAACCAAAUACAGAUAUUAAUUCAUGCCACCCCCUUGUUCUAUGUGGUGCUUGGAAAUAUCCAUGCUUGAGACACCUUGGACAAUUGGCCUUGGAUAUUGAACUUUGGAGAAGCAGGACUGUGGAUUGACUUUUCUUAAAAGAAAUAGCUUGUUCAUAAUGCACAAAUAACUUGAAAUUGCCUAUCAGGAUAAGGACAUCACUUCAGAUUUUUGUUCCUUUUAAAAUGGAUUGAAUUGAAAAUUUUUGUGUUUGAGGUAAUUCUGCAUUUUAGUACUGUUUGAAGAUCUGUUUGUCCAUUGUUUUGUUACAGUUGUGUUAUCCACAGUAACCAGUAAAGUAAUUAUACAUCACUGAAGUGAUGUAUAAUUUUGACAUGUUAUGCUAAUGUGUUUUGGUGUAUAUUGUAUGUGUAUAUUCUCAUUUUACAAUGAAGAGCAUCAAGAACCAUUCUAAGCAAUGUUUUUUAAUCAUUAAAUGGUUUUAUUCAUUUCCUAAAGUGA
Molecule: messenger RNA, 1097 nt
Organism: Anguilla rostrata (American eel)
Lineage: Eukaryota; Metazoa; Chordata; Actinopteri; Anguilliformes; Anguillidae
Gene: txnl4a
Product: thioredoxin-like 4A
Exons: 4
Coding region: 187-615 (142 amino acids)
Biological process (GO): mRNA splicing, via spliceosome
Cellular component (GO): spliceosomal complex; U4/U6 x U5 tri-snRNP complex; U5 snRNP
Source: RefSeq, a predicted model, not a curated record